Messenger RNA from Alternaria rosae, 1861 nucleotides. RefSeq lists its product as uncharacterized. The transcript has 2 exons. Bases 260 to 1705 code for a protein of 481 amino acids. The record is from RefSeq and is a predicted model, not a curated record. Lineage: Eukaryota; Fungi; Ascomycota; Dothideomycetes; Pleosporales; Pleosporaceae.
AGUGCAGCAGCAGCGCCUUCCCCCGCAGCCUGCGCAAACCAGUGACAUGCCCUGCCCAUGUCGCAAGCCCCUCAACUAGGGCCGCCAGCCGCUUCUUCCAGUGCGGGCCCAGCACUGCACUCGAGCUGCUGCAUCGCUAGACCCUUUCCACUCUACCCGUGAGACCCUACUCCUUGUGCGACCCUGCCCUUCUUCCUCACGCACAACUUCUUCACCGCGUCGCCAGACCGCCAGAUUCAAAUACCAGCGACCUCAUGCCAUGAUGGGAAGCGACUGGCAUCCACGCAGGCACCCGCAGCCCGACCCCAACCACUUUCCCCAGCGCACCCUCCCCAGCUUUGCUGAGCUGACCUCGUCGUCCGACUCAGGCCUGCACCGCCCGCGUGACAACGUGCCGCCGCCGCCGACGCCCCAAGAUCGUCCUGUCUCGCAGCAGACGUCGCCGUCCACGCUCGCUGCGCUCGACUUUGCGCAUCCAAACUCACAUUCCAGCGCCUUCACCGCAGUCAAUCACGCGAGCCCGCACGUCAGCCCCACCAACACCAGAAUUCCACCCCUGGGCCCCGAACAUCAACCAUUUUCUCUCUCACUGCCCCAGGCUCCACCUGCUGCCUAUAGUCCGCCUGUCUCUUCCUCUGCAUCUUCGCAGCCACCACCACAUCCAUCCGCCAGCGUCCGCCAAGACUCGGCCAUCUCCCAUCGCUUUGAAAUCUCCAAAGAAGCCGAACCCACUCUCCCCUCCUCUGUGCUGGCCUUUUCUUACUUCCACCCUGCUGCGGGUAAUGGUCGUCAGUCUAACACGUCCCGUCCCAUCUCACAUCCAGCUGUGCCUUCCUCGCCACACUCUCCAGCGAGCGAUAACCGCUCAAAUCAGGCACCCGUAGAGGCAGGAACCCGUCAUCCAAACGGUGCACCCUCCCCACCAUUAUCCUCAGGCCCCCACGCUUUCGCCGAAUCGUCCAGGUCGCCAGAGCAGGCUCGAGACGCCAACCCAGAUUCUGCAUCCAGGAGACCACUGCCUUCUCCAACAUUAGAUCAAACAAACGGUGGCGGGCGACAUCAACGCUACAACGUAAGAUUCAACACCGUCUACACCUCGGAAAACAUGCCGCCAAACCAGAGACCCCGGCCAGACCCCCUUCCGGCAGCCCCUGUGCCAGUGGAGACUCCCGAAGAACAGCCAUCGCCUGAGCACACCAUCGCACCCUCUGUGGAACAGGCCAUCUUGGCUAUUAGCUCUGCGCCCCCUCCUCCUGAGGAUCCAGCCCAGCUUCAGCAGCAAAAUACGCCCCAAGUGGAGCGAUGCAAGAACUGCGGUGUCCGCUGGAAGCGGCCCUUACCCGGAGAGAACCAGUUUCGUCUGAGUUCACCAGCACAGAAUAUACACGAACAGACAAGACUGACCCAGGACUACAUCAAACGACUGGAGAACCACACCAAGUAUGCCGAUGAAGCCUACGCACAUUGGGUACGCCAACAUCAAAUGUGUCCAGCAGCCGUAACCAGUCCGUCCGACACGGAAGCUCCGCACAAGUCACGGAGCAGAAGCAUAGAAGACCCUUCGCCACCUAAUGCUCCAGCCUAUCCCGUUUCCGCCAAGCGAAAGUCCGAGAUACCUCACGAGGCCUCCAAGUAUCGGAAAGUAGUAACAUUCGACCCUCCUUCCAACUCGACACCGCCUGUUCGCCCGACCGCUCCAGCAUAGGUCGUAAUGUCUAUGCCAUCUCCUUCACGAUUACGCUUCAGCACACGAAAGUUCUCAUUCGAUUCACGUUCGCAUUUGCAUUGGGGUUGGUGUUCCAUGACAGCAAAAGAAGAGCCUCCGCUAUACCCACAUCCGGUCCUCUUCUCGCUUUUGACU